GAUAGAAUACAACCAACGAACUCCACAUUAGCAACUGUCCCUUACGUUUCCGUUAUCCUAAAUGCCGCCGUGUCUCUGUCUCCCCGCCACUCACUCUCUCCCCUCCUCAAACCUUCUCAUCUCCACGCGCCACCGCUUUCGACUCCCUAAACCGCCGAAUGCUUCCUCACAGAUAUCCCUGAACUCGCCAUUAUCCAAUCAAACCUCACCCCCUCAGCCUAAAACAACCGGAGUCAUUGUCAUUGGCGGUGGCUUAGCUGGCUUAGCAGCUGCAACUCGGCUUCAAGCCGAUAAUGUCCCAUUUCUACUUCUCGAAGCUUCUGACGGUGUUGGCGGCCGUGUUCGCUCUGACGUAGUCGACGGUUAUAUCCUCGAUCGUGGUUUCCAGAUUUUCAUUACUGGUUACCCUGAAGCUCGAAAAAUCCUUGACUAUGACGCCUUAGACCUCAGAAAAUUCUACUCUGGGGCUCAGGUUUACUACGGUGGUCGCUUCAACACCGUUGCUGACCCUCUCCGUCACUUCUCCGAUUCUCUGCAAUCUCUAACUAACCCAAUCGGUACAGUUGUGGAUAAAUUACUUAUCGGAUUGACUAGAUUAAAAGUUUUGACUCAAGGAGAUGAUGAGAUAUUGAAUGCUGAAGAAGUUACUACUAUUGAUUUACUGAAAAAGAUCGGUUUUUCGGAUGCAAUAUUAGAAAGGUUUUUUCGACCUUUUUUUGGCGGGAUUUUCUUCGAUAGAGAGCUUGAAACGACGUCGCGGCUGUUCAAUUUCAUCUUCAAGUGCCUAGCUCUAGGUGACAACACACUUCCGGCUAAGGGCAUUGCUGCGAUUCCAGAACAAUUGGCGGCGAAAUUGCCGUCGAAUUCGAUACUGUUGAAUUCACCAGUCGUUUCUGUUGAUUCAGAAUCGAAUUCGAGCUCAAGAAUAAGGGUGAAAUUACUAAAUGGAGAAAUUUUUGAAAGUGAAUUUGGGAUAAUAUUGGCAGUUGAAGAGCCUGAGGCAGUUAAGUUAUUGGCGGGAGAAAAAACCGCUGAGGUUCGACAACCGGUUCGGAGCACUGUUUGUUUGUAUUUUUCAGCUGACCAAGAUAAAGUUCCGGUUCGGGACCCGGUUCUGCUUCUUAACGGGACGGAUAAAGGGAUAAUCAAUAACAUGUUCUUCGCCACUAAUGUUGCUCCCUCUUAUGCUCCGGCAGGAAAGGCACUGGUUUCUGUGUCGCUUGUGGGGCUAUAUGGUGAUGUGGCGGAUGAGGAUUUGGUGGAUCAGGUCGUUAAGGAGCUUUCGGGUUGGUUCGGGCAGUCGGUAGUUGGGUCGUGGAGUUACUUGAGAAUGUACCGGAUCGGGUUUGCCCAACCGAACCAAUGCCCACCCACCAACUUGACGAAGAACCCAAAAAUAAAACCAGGCUUGUAUAUUUGUGGAGAUUAUGUGACUAGUGCUACUUUUGAUGGAGCUUUGGUUUCUGGCAAAAAAGCAGCAGAAGCUUUGUUACAAGAUAGAGCCUUGGUUACAGUAUAGCUAAAUUUUGGUGUUGAGUUUCUUCAGUUGUGUAAACUAGAGAUUUUUUUGGUGUUCUUGAUUUAUUUGUAUAUGAUUCAUAACCGUUUAUAGCUCAUUUUGAUGCAUUACUUAGCCUUCUCUUUUUUUCCUUAAGUGUGCUAAUUUGUAUAAAGAAAAAGAAGACGGUUUGAUUUGUUCUGUUGUUAAUAUAUAAUUGCAAGUAUAUUUGUUAAA
Molecule: messenger RNA, 1735 nt
Organism: Nicotiana attenuata
Lineage: Eukaryota; Viridiplantae; Streptophyta; Magnoliopsida; Solanales; Solanaceae
Product: 15-cis-phytoene desaturase, chloroplastic/chromoplastic
Exons: 1
Coding region: 62-1519 (485 amino acids)
Molecular function (GO): oxidoreductase activity
Source: RefSeq, a predicted model, not a curated record